AUGCCCUGGCUUCGAUUUAUCCCUCUGAACGGCUACUUUAACGGCCUCAAGUCUCUGGUUACGAAAUCUGACCACAUUCCCGAGUAUCCGAACCCUAAUGUGGAAGUUCCUCUCGGCGAGCCUCCCCUGAGCCAGGAUAUCCCGAAGCCGAAGCUUUACGAUCCCUACAACUCUUCCGACUCGAGCGUUAAAACUUGCUAUCUUGACACGGACAAUACGAUUCCGGCACCCAGCCUUUAUGCGUACGAGGGAAUCCCUCAAUACAUGCCUGACCCGGCCAUUGGCUCCCACUCCAUAUUUGGCAUUCGCGAUGACGUCUGCUUCGAUCGAUUUGGUCGUUACGGGCCUUAUGGCUUUGGUUACAAACUGGUUGAUGGCGGCUCAGAUGUCGGUGUUGAUACAGAGAGCUCCGGCAGCGAGGCUGUCUGGGAGAAGACUGGGCAAAUCAACUAUGGUCAAAUUGACUGGGGCGAUGUCCAGGAGCGAUGUGCUACCGCCAACAAGGACCGGUUCGCGGAGCCUGAUCCAGAAACCGAGGCGCUGAACUUCGAUGGGGGCAAGAAGGGUCGGAUUGCCGUGGUCAUCCGUCUCUAUACCGGCUUCCAGUGGACGCAGCUGGCUGUGCUCAACUUCCGGGCCAUGAUCAGCGAGUUGUCUCUCAGAUCUGGCGGAGAGUACAACGUUCAUUUCUUGUUGCACGUCAAGGACAACGACACACCGAUCUGGUCCGACGACAUGACGGUACAGAUGCUACUCGACUCCAACGUGCCUCCGGAGUUUCACGGGCUGGUGACGCUCAAACCCCCCAUCAACAACCCUGCCGCCAGGGGCGUUCACGGUGUCUUCCGCAGCGCUCACUUGCCCCUUCAAGUAUUUGCCUUGCAACACCCGGAGUAUGAGCAUUUCUGGAACUGGGAGCUGGAUAUGCGGUACCUGGGCAACUGGUACGAACUGUUUGAUCGCUUGGGCCACUGGGCAGACCAGCAGCCACGCAAACUGCUCUGGGAGCGAAACGAGCGCUACUACAUUCCGUCCCAUCACGGCACCUGGGAGAACUUCACGGCUGCCGUCGAGCAGUAUACAAAGGACUCGGGUAAACCCGGUGUCUUUGGCCCCGUAGAGUUUCCCGAGAGAGGGCAGCUGCGUUUCGAGCAGCACGGAGGAUCCGCCAUGCCCCCUUUGUGCUUGGCCGAUCCAGAAAACCCGGAGUGCGGUGUCGGCGAGGCGGCUGAUCUCAUCACCCUGAACCCCAUCUUCGACGUGCACGGCUCUGCCUGGGUUUUCGCAAACGACGCAACGGCCUAUGGCAAGACGCCGCCAAGACGAUGCGCCAUCAUCACGGCAUCUCGACUGAGCCGCCGGCUUCUGAUGGCAAUGCACGAGCAGGUGUGGCGCCACCACCACACCAUGUUCUCUGAAAUGUUCCCUGCCAGUGUAGCCUUUCACCACGGGUUCAAGGCCGUAUACGCACCUCACCCGGUCUUCCUGGAUCGUGCCUGGGAGCCCCUAGGCAGUGCCGUGGACAAGGUUUUCAACGGCGGACGUGACCACUCGACGUCGGCCGUGGGGAGUCCAUUCGACUUGCGCAAUGAGCACAACCACAAAGGUGCCACCUGGUACUUCAAUAGCGAGUUUGCCGGUUUGCUGUGGCGGCGAUGGCUGGGGUUCGCCCAGCUGGACUCGAGAGGAAAGACUGGCCAUCGGAAAGGUGGAGGCAAGAUUCGAGGCGGAAAAGCUGAAGAGGAGAGCGACGCGAGCAGCGGUCGGAUGUGCCUGAGGAGCUUCCUCGUGCAUCCAAUCAAGUUUGAGAGCCCGGACGAGAAGAAAUGA
Molecule: messenger RNA, 1830 nt
Organism: Trichoderma citrinoviride
Lineage: Eukaryota; Fungi; Ascomycota; Sordariomycetes; Hypocreales; Hypocreaceae
Exons: 3
Coding region: 1-1830 (609 amino acids)
Source: RefSeq, a predicted model, not a curated record